AUGACAAAGGUGAUAAGUCCUAAAGAACGAGAAAAGCAGAUGGAAGAGACCCGCAAAAAGUUCUUCGAAGAAUCAAAAUUUGACCCUUAUAAUCAGCGACUAGGGCUUUUUUCAUUUGUUGGGACUACUGCGAUUUCAGAUGACACUUAUUCAAAAGGUAAAGUCCCAUUAAGAAAUGAAGAUGGCUCAGUUAAAACAGCCCCGAAAAAUUUUUUGACUACCAGAGGUAAGCGUGGGAAAACUCCUGACUGUUAUUUUUCGUCAUAUGAGUAUAUAGAAGAUCGAUAUGACUCUAAAAAGCGAAAUCAAAGUGUCAAGGCAAAAUCUGAACAAAUCAAGAAGAUUCAUGAAAACCCGUGGAAACCUGAUGGUCCUGUAAAGACUGUUUACUCAGUCUACCCUAGUAUGCCUACGAUGAACUUUAAACAAAUUAAAAGAAAACUCCCAGAUGGAGGUGUUUAUACAGAACCCAAAAAUUUUCUUACGAGUCCUCCAAAAAAAGGAGAACCUAACUGCACACCUGGCGUAUUAUUAGGGGAUUAUCCACAUGAGCCAGAUCCGUAUGAUAGAAAAGACCAAAUGGCUAGAGAACAAGCAAGAAAAGAUAAAGCAAAAAUGCAGGAGCAGCCGUUUAAAUCAACAGUUUUUGGGGAAAGGCCUUUUUUUGAUGAUAAAACUACUUAUGGAGGUGAAAACCCUAAGCCAAGAGAUAAGCGACCUGCCACUUUUAAUGGGGUGCAGCAUGACAAGCCAUUCAUCCCUCCUAACCCAAUAAGAGAAGGAAGCACUCUCUCUCCAUUCCCUGAACACAUGCCAGACCCUUAUGAUCCUGCAAAGAAAAAAGACAAAAAAGAAAUAACCCCAUGGAAAACUACAUAUAGAGAAGUGACAAAACCAUGUGUCUCAGUCUCAAGUAUGAUUGUUAAUCUUAGAAGUGAGUAUCCUUCCCUAAGACAUAGAUAA
Blepharisma stoltei is the source of this 963-nucleotide messenger RNA. The record is from the annotation of a GenBank genome assembly. Lineage: Eukaryota; Ciliophora; Heterotrichea; Heterotrichida; Blepharismidae.